UCUAAUUGUCUCAAAUUUAUAUUUAACAUUUCUAACUGAGGCAACGUUAAAUUAUUCACAGAUAUUAUGAACAAUUUCAUAUUAUUGAAUGUGUGUUAUAUAUCCAUUUUCCUCCAAUAAAUAAAAUAAUCAAAUCGUCAUUCGUUACAGAAUGUUAAAUAAAAAUAAAAGAACAAAUCAAAUAUUUAGGUAAAGUAUAAUUAUAAUAUAAUAAUACACCGUACGCGCUGAAUUAGGCAGGUGGCUAAAAAAAAUAAUAUAAUAAUAAAAAAGUACUCACGUCGAUAAAAAUACAUCAAUCAAUAAAUAAAAUAAUAAUAAAAAAUUAGUUAAUAAUAAGGGAUUGGUGAUAACGUAAGUAGACAAUAUGUAAAAUAUAAAAUAUAGUAAAAAGAGAAUAAACAUAAUAAAAAAGUAGGCACGUCGAUAAAAAUGCAUCAAUCAAUAAAUAAGUUAAUAAAUUAGUAAGGGGUAGCAAAAUGUGAUCCUAGCCAUACUCUAUUUUUAUAAUACGGAACGCAACACUACAACUCUGACUAAAAUAUUGGAGGAAAAUAGACAUAAUUUUAGUCAAAAAUAAUGUGGAGAAAAAUGGAAACCUACUUUUUUUUUUUGGAGGAAAACGGUAUCUCGUUUUUGGAGGAAAAAGGUCCCGCCCGUAUUCGUUAAAGUUUAGUCGAACAAUUUAUUAUUAUUGUGUAUUACCUACCAUCGUAAUCGUAUCCAUAGUGAGUUUUUUCACAUGUUUUCCUUAGUCUAUUUCCUAGUUAAUAUAGCUCUUUUUACGAUGUACACUUGUUUAAAUAAAACUCAAAUUUUUUAUGUGUUACAGAAUGUUUGAAUAAAUUAUUUUUUUUAAUCUUAAAAUUGGUUUUACAUCGAUUGCGAGUUCGCAGUGGGUGCCUGCUACAACAUCUAUACCUGACAGUCCUACAUCGUAUCAUUACAAAUCUAAUGAUUAUUUUGUAGCAAUAAACAAGUUAAUAGGAGAUGAACAAUAGAUCAUACCCAAUAUUAACUAAACAGAUUGUCAAUAAUUCUAAUCAUAAAGAAAAUGUACCAGAAAAUGUUUCUUGCUCUGUUUGCAAUGUUUAUAUGAAUGGAAUAAAAAGAUCUCAAACAUUUGAUACCCACCAAGAACAUAAAGUAUUUUUAUCAGAUAGGACUAAAGAAUGUCUAUGUCCUAAAGAUUGUUUACAAACUCUUCAUACCAACUUUCAUCAAACAGUGGAUCAUAGUUCAGAGAGACAGUUAAAAUUAAGUCCUUAUUUGAUUUUGGAUACUGAUCCUACAUUGGACGAUUUAAAAUACUCAAAUGCAUUAUCUAGAUAUUCUCAUUCAUUAGGAAUUGUACCAGAAAAUGUUUCUUGCUCUGUUUGCAAUGAUAUGAAUGGAAUAAAAAGAUCUCAAACAUUUGAUACCUACCAAGAACAUAAUGUAUUUUUAUCAGAUAGUACUGAAGAACAUUGGUGUCCUAUAAAUCGUUUACAAACUCUUCAUACAAACUUACAUCAAACAGCGGAUCAUAGUUCAGAAAAACAGCUAAAAUUAAAUCCUUAUUUAAUUUUGGAUACUGAUCCUACGUUAAACAAUUUAAACUACUCAAAUAGAUUUUCCAGAUAUUCUAAUUCAUUAGGCAAUAAAAAGAAAGAUUAUCCAACACUAUCUAUUUAUGAAAUUAAACAGAAUGAUAGAUAUAAUGAUUUUUUUCAAUAUAAUAAUAAUUCAAGACAAUGGGAAGAAAAUGAAAACUGUAUAGACGAAGAUGAAUUAAAAAGUAUUGAUCAAUUUAAUUAUUCAUCAAUUAAAAACUAUGAUAUGCAUACAAGACUUGUGCCUACUUAUUGUCAGGACAUGGCGCCUAUUUCUACAAAUUGUAUUCAACAUAUAGGAUGCUCUUCUUCAAACACAGAUAGUCAUUUUAAUCAUACAAAUCCAAAGAAUAAAGAUCUAAUGGAUACUCCAAAUCAUGUACGAAGAGCUACAUUUGUGCCUGUCGAAUCAAAAGAAACAUUUAUAUCUAUUAAAAAUAUUACAGAUAAUUCUAAGGUAAAAGAAUCAUUAAUGGUAACUAAAAAAGAUAAACAAAUUCUAGAACAAACAAGUCAAAAACCAGAAUUAUUACUUAAUACUGAUAUCUUUGAAAAAUCAAAAUUAUCUGAUAAUAUAAAUGACAUAACUGCAUUUCCUUUUAAUUCAUUAAAAACACAUGUGGACUUAACAUCAGAAAAUGUUCGAAAAAGCUUAGAAUCUCCAGUUAUGCAAACCCUUAACAAGAGUAUAGAACAAGAUUUUAUAAUUAAAGAACCAAUUAAAAUAGUUUUUAAUCACUUGUUUUCAGGUGCUCAAAAACAGAGUGGUAAUAUUGAUUAUCAUUCAGCCUUAAGACCUAGUUUAUUUUCUUAUAUGCCACCAUACAUACGAUUUUAUUCACAUGAUAUUAAAGGUGAAUCAUUUCCAUUAUCUUUGCAUAAUAUAUUAAAGUGGAAACUAAGUUCUAUAACCCCAAUUGUUGUACGGCGAACGAUUCAAAAUAGUGGUUUUAAACUUGUUAGGGGUGAAGAUUGUUUAGUUCAAAAUGCUACUGAUCCUUCUGUUGUAACUGAAAAAAUUAAUCAAAGUCCCAUUUCUUUACAAACUGACUAUGGUGUUACACCUCCUAUUGUUGAUGCUUUCUGUGGCGUAGUUCCUCCACCAAAUGAAUUAAUGAUGGUACCAUUGUUACCUCGAUCUCAGUCUAAUGAUUGGGUUGGAACUUGGGGUAAGCAUAUGAAAUCAUUUUGUUUCAAAACACUUCGGGAACAGCAGAAACUUAACCAUUUUCCUGGUACUUUUGAAAUUGGUCGCAAAGAUAAGUUAUGGAAAAACUUGAAUAGAUUAAGGUUAAAAUAUGGUAAAGAACAAUUUGGCUUCAUACCCAUUUCAUAUAUAUUACCUAGACAAGCUAAAACUUUACGACAAGUUUGGGAGAAAAAUGAUAAAGAAAAAUGGAUUGUUAAACCACCAGCAUCAUAUAGAGGAACUGGAAUUCGUGUUAUAUCAAAAUGGGGUCAAAUACCAAAGAAAGUACCUUUAGUUGUACAGAGAUACAUAGAUAAUCCAUACUUAAUCAAUGAUACCAAAUUUGAUUUAAGACUUUAUAUACUCAUCACAUCAAUCAAUCCACUUCGUCUAUAUCUUUAUGAUAAUGGGCUUGUACGGUUUGCUUCAGUUAAGUAUUCAUCUAAUCUUACCACAAUAUGUGAUCGAUAUAUGCAUUUAACAAACUAUAGUAUAAACAGACUUAGUAGCCAUUAUACUGAAAAUGAAGAUGCUGAUGCAUGCCAAGGUCAUAAAUGGACAUUACGAUCAUUAUGGACAUAUAUGGAGAAAGAACGCAAUAUUGAUGUUAAAAAUUUGUGGGAUAGCUUAAAAGAUGUGGUAGUAAAAACUGUCAUUAGUGGUGAAUUACCUAUGAGUCAGAUAUGUCGUUCAAAUCUGAGCAAUAGAUAUAACGCAUACGAGUUAUUUGGAAUAGAUGUUUUGUUCGAUGAAUAUCUUAAGCCUUGGAUAUUAGAGGUAAAUAUAUCUCCUUCAUUGCAUUCAUCUUCUCCAGUUGACUUAGCUGUCAAAGGACCAUUAGUGAAAGAUCUAUUGAAUAUGGCUGGCUAUCAUAUCCCAAACAAAAUGUCCCGUAGUACACAUAAUACUUUACUCAAGGUAUUAGGUGUCAAAACCCCAUUAUGUUAUGAUAAGAGAUUAUAUACAUUCAAUUUAUCUGUUAAAGAAAAAGAAAAACAAGAAUAUUUUAAAAAUGUUAAAUCUAGAGAAGAAUAUAUUGAUAGCAUAUUAGAUAAUCUAUUACCAGAUGAUAUUCGGCAUCUGUGUAUAUAUGAAGACGAACUUACACAAAUUGGCUCAUAUUAUAAUAUUCUUUUUGAUGCAUGGGAAAAUAAAUAUGGUAACAACAGAGGAGAAGGUAUUGCUGUGCUAGAAAAGUUAUGCCAGUCAAAAGUUCACCUGGAAGUUCCAGAUAAUGAUAAUGAACAAUCAAAAACUUGCAACAUCCACCAAAAUACGCAAAUUGAAGUGGAAAAAAUGAUGGAAAAAUCAAGUGGUGAUAAAAUAAGUGACUAUCAUCGAACAGUCAUCAAGUAACCUGAUAACUGAUCUCAUAGGUAUACUUAAAUAUAUUAUUUUAUUUUGGUUUUUAUAAAUAUUAUGUUCAAAAAUAUUAUUAAUAUCAUAUAAUUUUAUUUAAACAAAUUUAUAUUACUUAUUUGAUUUACAUACAUGUUAUGUUUAAAUUUUAGUUUUUUGGAUUUUGUAAAUAAAGGUAGCCCAUAUUUUUCAAA
Aphis gossypii (cotton aphid) is the source of this 4334-nucleotide messenger RNA. RefSeq lists its product as uncharacterized. Gene Ontology annotation, molecular function: tubulin binding; tubulin-glutamic acid ligase activity. The record is from RefSeq and is a predicted model, not a curated record. NCBI's taxonomy places the organism in Eukaryota, Metazoa, Arthropoda, Insecta, Hemiptera, Aphididae. Gene Ontology annotation, cellular component: cilium. Gene Ontology annotation, biological process: microtubule cytoskeleton organization; protein polyglutamylation.